This is a messenger RNA of Naegleria lovaniensis, 4548 nucleotides long. RefSeq lists its product as uncharacterized. Lineage: Eukaryota; Heterolobosea; Eutetramitea; Acrasida; Naegleriidae. Gene Ontology annotation, molecular function: guanyl-nucleotide exchange factor activity. The record is from RefSeq and is a predicted model, not a curated record. The transcript is spliced from 6 exons. The coding region runs from base 1 to 4548 and encodes 1515 amino acids.
AUGACACAAAAACGUCCAGGACUCAACGAACUCUUCCCAGAGCUCUCUCCUUCCUCGUCCUCUCAACAGCAACAACAACACUCUCCUUCUCUCAAUAAAUCACCUCGUCAUCCUCAUCAACCACACUCCCCUCCAAAUGACUCCUCUUUCCAACCAUCCUCCUCCUCUCCAUUCUUGACCAAUCAUCAUCAUCAUCAUCAAUUAAAUAUCAAUUCCUCUCAAACUUCUUCUUAUACAAGUACCAAUAGUAGUAGUUUGUUGGAAAAUUCCAUUCCACCCAUGUCUUGUGAAUUAUUGGGAGUUGUCGAAGAAGAAGAAGAAUUUGAUGACAACACGGUCGAUACGGCAACGAACAUGCCAACCAUGAUGACAAGUUCAUCCAUUCCAGAAAAUGACACAUUACUCGAGAAUGUUGUGAAUAAUCAUGAAAGCAAUCAUGAAAUGAUGAUGUGGAAAACCAAUCAUCAUCAUUUACAAGAUCAAGUCAUGAUUGAAGUCUCUACACCAAGACAAAUGCAAAAGGAUUUGGAACAAACUGUCAAGAGAUUGGAGGAAUUCGUUGAACAGGAUGAACGUGCGAAACAAGCCAUGACAACGAUACAACAUUACUUUUUUAAGAGAACGGUUCGAAAGAAUUUGAAAAAAUUAUUCAACAUGUCUAAAAAACGCAAGCACGUCAUUAAUGAAAUAAUCUCUACUGAAAAAUCCUAUGUCUCUGAUUUAAAGACCAUCAUGGACGUUUAUUAUAAUCCAAUUAUAAAGAAGGGAAUUGAGGCACGUGACAAUAUUGCCAGUAUAUUUGUAAAUGUUGAAAUGAUUUAUAAUUUGAAUGAAAAACUCUAUUCACGAUUGCUUCUUGCUCAGGAGCAUCAAACUCGAUGUGAAAAUAGAUUGAAUGAAAUGGUUGAUCAGUGGGUAAAAUCUGUUCGUAGCGGUGGAAAUAACACUCCUCCUCUUGGCGUGACAUCUCCAAGACGUGACACCAUCACAUCAUCUCAUGACACGGAUUCUUCUUCGUCACAUGGCACUGCUGUUGUCAGUAAUCAACCCAACCAUUCUACUAAUUUACCAUCCAAUGCCAACGCACUUCUAACUGCAGUGACAGAUAGAAAUUUACAUGCUACUGGUUCAUCAGCUUCUUCCAUGUCGAGUGAAUCGUUUAGUACUGAGACCACUCCAUCCACAACUACCACUCAAACAUCAAACACUACAACCAAAAAUGGAAAAAACAAAAAGAAGAAGGACAAAAAGAGAACUGGUACCAUGAAAGCAUAUAUCAAGAAAUUAACUUUUAACCGAUUACCUGCUAUUCUAGAGCUUCAAGAACAAGGUUCUAGCAGUAAUGGUGCUGGAACUGGUAGAAGUAACAGUGUUUCUGGUAGUUCAACACCACCUGGUCAAAUCAAAUCGUUUGGAGGAGCUUUUGCUGAAAUGGCUCCAUUUAUGAGACUUUACACAGAAUAUAUUAACAACUUUAGUCAAGCAACAGAAAUGUUAAAAGACAGAAGAAAGAAGAAUCAACAGUUGAAUUUGUAUUUGAACAAAUGUAAAGAAACAAGAGAAGAAUGUAGAGGGUUGGACAUUGCUUCCUUUUUAAUUUUACCUGUUCAACGUAUUCCUAAAUAUCAAUUAUUGUUGAGAGAAUUACUUAAAUUCACACCAAAGGGACAUCCUGAUCAUGGUCCUCUUUCAGCAGCUCACAGCACAAUGAUUCAAGUGGCAAAUCAUUUGAAUGAAAUGAGAAGGCAAAAGAUUGCCUUCACUAGAGUUCUUGAUAUCAAAUCACGGUUGACUGUAUUAAGUUUACAACUUGUUAAUGCCAUGAAAAACUCACCAGUUGAAAACUUGAUCAUGAAACAUAACUUUAACUCGAUCGAACAAGUUAAAAACUCUAUUAUCAAACCUCAUAGACACUUUGUCAAUGAAGUAUUGGUGAAUGUGAUUCGAGAAAAAGUGUCACCAAUGAAACUUCAAUGGCUUGAAAAAGCGAUCAAUUUAGAUACUCCACAAACUGAACCGAUUCAAUUCGAAAGUUAUUUAUUCAACGAUUAUUACUUGCUCAUCAUUAAGGGAGUGAAGAAUGAAAACAAAAAUGGUGAUGAUUCUGCAUUUGUCACACUUCCAAGCGCUUCUGCAACUGCAAUGGCCACUGAUCGAUCCAAUUACAGUGUGUUUUUGAAGACUCCUCGAGAUACCGUCUCUGGUCUCGAUUUUGCAUCUAUGGAUGAAAUUCUUGGUCAAAAAGAAUUGACAGCUCCAUUUAUUGUUCAGCCAUUUUACUUGUCCAUGAGUGAUUUUUCCCUUGAUCAAAAAGAUCCAUGUGCUCUUAAAUGUCGAGAUUACAUCAGCGGUGCAGAAUUCAAAGUGAUUUUCGACUCGGAUGAUGUCAGAAACGAAUGGUACAACAAUAUUAUAGACAAGAAGAAUACUGAAAUUCAAAAACUUGUCAAGCAAAUGACUGAAAAGCAUACCAAAGCUAAAAUUAAUGUCAAGGAAUUUCAUGGAAGUGAAACAGCUCGUGCUCGAGAAGUGGAAGAAACAGAAAUUCAUGCUCGACAACUUGCUAUUGCAAAGUUUAACAAAAUUGCAGAAUUCAUUCAAGAAAAGAUUAACAUUCAAAAUAGAUUUAUCAAAAUGAAGCAAGACUUUGAGACCAUCAAGAAAACAUUUGACAAGGAAUAUGACAAGUAUCAAACUCUCAAGAUGAUUCUCAGUAGAAUGAAAGAACAACCAGAUAUCUAUGAAAAGAAACAGAAACAAGUUUUAGAUUAUGAAACUGAAAUGGUCAAAACUAAAACUAGAUUGAAGGAUGCUUGUGACCGAUUACAAAAAGGUGAAAUUGUUUUCAAACAAAUGAUUGACAAGACAAAGGAUUGUGAUGAAGUUAUUCUCAUGUGUUUGAGAAACGAUAUCGAGUCCUUAGCUGCAUUCUUUGGAGAUUCACAAAUUUUAGAUCAACCAGAAAUUGUUGAUUUGAGUGACGUGACCAAGAAAAUGCAAUACGUUGAAACUGAUUUGUUUUAUCAAGAAAUUGAACACAAGUUUCCUAAAUCCAAGCAACAACCACUUUCUGUUUCUUCUCAAAACUUGAUCAUUAAUUCAAGUUUCCACAAAGCAAUUCCUGCAAUAGUUGCUGCCGAUUCGUCAUUCGAAGAAGAUACAUCCAGUGAGACUGGAUCAACAGCUAGCAAUGCUCAAGUAUUGGAUGACUAUGACGACGAUAUUGUUCAUUCCAAUAACAACACGAGUGGAGGUACUUCACAGGUAAAGAUACCAAAAUUACCCAUUGCUAAAACCACGGAAGAGACCUCCAAACCUUCCAAAAUCUCGAUCGAUCCAUUGGAGCAAUUGAAAUUAAAAUUAGAAAAUAUGGAAGGUAAAAACAAACAAUUGACUGAGGAGAACAACACUCUUCGUUCCAAUAUUGAUAAUAUGGUCAACGAGUUGGACAUUUUGAAGAACAAGUUAAUCGAUGUCACAUCCAAGAAUGAACAACUUCAAAACACAAAUACUGAGCUUUCUGUUCAAAAUAGUGAACUUUUGAACGAAUUGGAAGAAUUGAGAAUUUUCAAGAAUUUACACACUCUAGAUUCUGUUCCAACUAAGAGAAGAUCUCAAAGUGUGCCUAUUCGUUUGUCCAUGACGACUGAUCCAAAUGAUGACGAAGACAAUGAUCAAGAACCAUCGUCCAAGAAGGACAAUUCUCCAUCAACAAUGAAUGAUAACACACAACAAGAAGAAUUGGAGCAGACUCUAUCAUCCGAAAAGAAGGUUCUUGAAGUGGUUGCUACAACAUCUUCGAUUGAUCUCACCAAAGAACCACCACAAUCAUCUUUCAAUUCAGACAUUCCAACAACAAGUUCAACAACAUCAAAAUUAGAAGAAUUGGAACAAUUAAUUGCAAAAUUGCAAGAGGAAAAUCGUGUGUUACGAGAACAAGUUUCCAACAAGCAAACACAACAACAAACACUUGAGAAUGACAACAUGAAAGACAAACAGCAGUUGGAGCUUCAAAUUCAUAAUUUAAAGAACUCGAUGGAUAUCGCCUUUGUAGAUUCUGAUUUUGACACGGAUGAAGAAUCUCAUUCUCCAACCAAUUCCUCAAAUUCUUCGAAUUAUGGAAAACCAACCAUCUCGACCAAUGUUGGUCAAGGACUUUCGAAUACUCCACUCACUCGAACAGGUACUCUCACACGAUCAUCACGAAUUCAAGAACAUGUUGAAAAGUAUGAACAAUUGUCACGAACGAAUGAUACAUGGGUUGGAAGGAAGAAGUCCAAGAAUACUGUUGAUCUCACAGCUGAUGAAGAUAGUCAGAAUAUUAGCAUUGACAACAAGAUUUUGAGAAUUACUAUUCACACGAUUCAAUAUCAGUUACAACUUGAGAGACUUCAACACGAACAAGCCAAAAAAUCUCAAAAUGCUCUUCGUGAAGAAGUUGCAGUUUAUAAGAAGAAACUUGAUGAAGCCAAUAAGACUAUCGAGGAUAUGAAGAGAGUGAUAUUUGUUCAUAUGGGUUUGGAUAUUCCCAAGACACCCAAUAAUUGA